Messenger RNA from Closterium sp. NIES-67, 5033 nucleotides. NCBI's taxonomy places the organism in Eukaryota, Viridiplantae, Streptophyta, Zygnematophyceae, Desmidiales, Closteriaceae. The record is from the annotation of a GenBank genome assembly.
AUGUCUGGAAAUCUAGCAUCAAGAAUACCAACUUCAAGGCGAGGAAAGGCGAAGCCAUUGAUGGACCUACAUCAAGCUGGAAAUCGUGUGCUGUGCUGUCUGCUGGUUCGCCACAAUCCGGCGCUUCGCGGUUAAGCAUAGUCCAGCUCUCCUUAGCAAUACAUCCCGCUUGUUUCUGGACUCUGCACCAUAAGCAUUACUCUUACAAGACAGUUCGGCAACUUUAUCUAAAAAUCCCUAGGCUUGAGCAAUGCUGCUACCUCAGUAAAUAAGCAUUCAGUGAAGGAUUUAAUAAUAAAGCCUUCUAGAGAAGCCGCGGAGCUUAAAAGUUUUCAACGAUGUGGUCCGUGACAGGUCUCCGCAGCAGCACGAGCAGCACUCCCGGCCUCAGCGAUGAUCCCGAGGUUCCCACAUCAUCAGCAGCACCCGCGGAAACCAAAUCCGGGUGGUUCUCCCGUCCUCGCGGCAGCUCCAGCGCUUCGCCCGCGCAAGAUUCGACGCGUAUUCGCCAGAGGCGGUCCGGUCGACCGAUGCGAGGGUUUGGCCGGAUGGGAGAUGAUAUGGAGGAGGAAGAGGAAGCGGACGAAGAAGAGAAAGAGGCAGAGGAGGACGAGGCGAUUGUGACAGGAGAUUCGGCUGAAAUGCGUGGGAACGCUGUGUCUAGGUCAGAAGAGGACGCUUUCGCACCAAAUGCAGCGGCAGCAGCACCAGCAGAACCAGCAGCGGAAGCAGCGCCAGUAGACGCAGAACCAGCAGCAGAUGUAAACACGAUGGGAGAUUUUCCACGAGAGUCUGAGUCUGAGGCUGUUUUAGGAUCGCCGGAGGUGAGCGACACUGCCAGACUGCCUGGAAUCAAAGCGAGGAGCAGCGAGGAGGGGAUUGAGAGCCCUGAAGAAGGCAAGAAGGCCAAGAGCGGCAGAUCCAGCGGUAGAUCGAACCUCAUGGGGGGUCUGCUCGGUGUCUUUAAAAGAGACUCGUUCACCAAGUCCCAGAAAGCCUCGUCCGACGGGAAAAUCUUCAAGAGCAAGAGCACGGGUGGGGCUCUGGGAGGGAAGAGCGAGCGAGAGAAGCAAGAGAAGCAAGAGGAGGAUGAGGAGGACGAGGGGGACGAGGAAAAAGAGGGGGAAGAGGAGGGAGAAUUCGUUGAGGGUCAGGAGGAAGCGGUCCUUGCAGGGCGUAGGCGGAGCACGGAUGCGGAGAGACGGAAGACAGAGGUUACUGGUGAGGGUGAAGGGAAGGGACCGGGGAGUGCUGGUAGCGCGUCAGGCGCGUCAGGCUCGGCAUCAGGUUCGGGGCUAGCUUCGGCGGAUGGAGCAGCAGAGGGGAGAGAUGAAUCCGAAGCCGAGUCCCAGCCUGCUCCACGAAAGAGGGAGACACUGUGGGGGUUCAUCAGGAGGUCGUCCAGCGUUGCAGCGCCUAAGUCUGACGCUCACCAGCCAAUCCCCUUCGGCCCUCCUGAAGACUUCGAACCCUCUCAAACCUCUCAUGAUGGUGCUGAUGCUGACCCGCCAACCGCGCAUGGGGUGGCGGGGGCGCCGCCUCAGGAUUUCUCGGGCAGUUCUAGUGCUCAUGCUGCGACACUCGGGCAGGAGGAGCAGACCAGUCUGGGAAGCACCGGAGAUGGAGAAGAGGAGAAGGAUGGUCUACAGAAGCAGAAGCAGGAGGAGGAGGAAGCAGAGAGACACGGAGCAGUUGACGGUGUGAGGGGGAGGGUACCCUUGGGGAAGGCAGCUCACGGAGGGGAGGAUGAUGGGGGGGAUAAUGAGGGGGAUCAUGAGGGGGAUAGGGAAAGGGGGGAGGGGCGUGGAGGGAGAGCAGCAGGGCGUGGAAGUGGAAGUGGGGGAAGAGGGGGAGGGGGACUGCUGGGAGGGGGGAGUGCGAUACUGAGUGUGAGCGCAGUUCCCAGGAAGCUUCUCUCCUUCAUGCCUCGAUCGUCUUAUGCCAAGCUCAAGCUGGGAGCGCACGCUGGCCUUCCACCUAUCAACGCCGCAGCAACAUCGUCCACCUAUGAGCCCACACCCUUACCCACUCCCACUCCUAUCCCCACGCCCAUCUCUACCGCCGACACCCCUGCAAGCACCACAAAGGAAGACCCUUUUCAGACGUCUCAGGAAGCAAGCACUUCAACUGACCGCCCUACCCACACAGCUUGGGGUCUGGACCUGCAACUCCCAACCCCUCGCUACUCCUUCUACUCUCCUGCUGAGCUGCAGUCGCCUGCUGGCGACUUAGCCUCGUAUGCCCCGUUCCGUAACAGCAGCACAGCUACGGGGAGGGUUACAGGUGCUUCUGUGGGUUUGGCAGGUGCAGGGGGGUUUGGAGCUCCUAGGAAGAUUGCUCCUCCUGGGGAAAGCUUUGCUCCUGCUGCUGCCACUGCCACUGCCUCUGCUGCUGCUGCUGCUGCCCCUUCCGCUGACCUGCGCUCUCCUGCUGGCGACUUGGCCGCUUUUGGAGCCUUCAAAAGCCACCUGGAUGCCGCUUCUACAAACCCGUUCCUGAGCGUCAUGGCAGACCCAGCAGCAGCAGUAGCAGGAGGAGGAGGUGGUGGUAUGGAGUCAGCUGCAGCGGCAGCCGCGGCCAGGGGAGCAGCAGCAGCAGUAUGGACAGGAUCAGGGACAGGAGCAGGAAUAGCAGGAGCAGUAGGAGGUUCAGGAGCAGCAGCAGCAGCAGCAGCAGCAGGAGGAGGAGGAGGAGGAGGAGGAGGAGGAGGAGGAGGAGGAGGAGGAGGAGGAGGAGGAGGAGGAGGAGGAGGAGGAGGAGGAGGAGGAGGAGGAGGAGGAGGAGGAGGAGGAGGAGGAGGAGGAGGAGGAGGAGGAGGAGGAGGAGGAGGAGGAGGAGGAGGAGGAGGAGGAGGAGGAGGAGGAGGAGGAGGAGGAGGAGGAGGAGGAGGAGGAGGAGGAGGAGUGGCAGGAGCAGCAGGAGCAGAAGGGAUGUCAGGCGGUGAAGAUUGGGAUGCCAUGCUCCUUGCGUCCUUUGGUCGUUGCCACACCAUCGACGGGUCGUUUAGAGAAGCCAUGCGCGCCAGUGCACAAGAGGAGAGGGCGCAAGACGACCAGGCACAUGACGAUCAUCAGGCACAUAACGAACAGCCAGGAGGGGCGUUUGGGGCCUUUGGGUUGGCUCAGGAGCCAGGGGAAUUUGCAGGUGGCAGGCCCUCAGGUUCAGGUGGGUAUUCAAGUGUCAGUGGAGCUUCAGGUGGGAAUGUGACCUGGGCGCAUGAGAGCAGCCUUGAGGGUGCUGGGGCAGCAGCAGCAGCAGCGACAGCUGCAGCCGAAGCAGCGGCGGCAGCAGCAGCCAAAGCAGCAGAGUUCGCAGCAGUUAAAGCAGCAGAAUAUGCAGCAGCCAAAGCAGCAGCAGCCAAGGCGGCGGCAGCAGCAGCAAGUGCAUCAGGUUUUGGUACUGGCACUGGCACUGGCACUGGCACUGGCACUGGCACUGGCACUGGCACUGGCACUGGCACUGGCACUGGCACUGGCUCUGGCACUCGCACUGGCACUGGAACGACAAGUGCUUCUUUCGCUGUACCUCCAAUUGUUGGACUCGCGUCACAUGUGGCUACUGCACCUGCUUCUGCUGCUGCUGCACCGACUACCGCAUCUGUUACGACAAGCAAUAGCAACUGGGCCCAUUUCGACGCGUUUGAGUCAAGUGCGCUACCUCCUUCCCCUGCCAUGUCUGCCUCUGCAUCUGCCUCUGUUUCGGCUUCUGUUUCUGCUCCUGCUUUGGCGCCUAUGGUUUCCGCGGCUCCUUCCACUCUUCCCAAUCCCAUGCCUGGACCGGGAUUCCCCAAUCCCUUUUUGACCAAUGGGUUGUCCGAGCAACCCUUAAGUAACAGCAUUAACCCCUUUGCGCCCCCUGGGGUUCCCAUGGUAUCACAGCAGCAGCAGCAGGAGCAGCAGCAGCGAAAACAGCAAGAACAGCAACAAACACAGACGCAGCCACAACACCAUGUCAAUCCUUUUCUUGCACCAGGCACAGCUGGCAACAGCUCUGCUGCAUUGAGAGAAAGUGAGCCCUUGUUUGCCGGCAGUGGGUCGGUUUAUAAAGAAUCAACAGCUACGGUUCAAGAGCAGCCAAAGUGGCUGGGGCAGGAGGGACUCUGGCAGGACUUGGAGCAGCAGCAGCAACCGAAGAAGGUGGAACAGAGGCCAAAAGGCACCACAGACACAUGGGCCGGUUCAAGGGUGUCUGGGCAGAAGCAGGCUAGUUCCAUGGCUCAGAAGCUUCUUGCCACGAACCCAUUCCUUGUCAUUUCUGGUGUGGGCAGUGGUGGUAACGAUGCUGAGUAUGAUGGGGAUAGUAGAGGUCUGCUUGGUGGCGGGGAUACUCCCAAGGGGCUGCAGGAAGUGUCACCUGCAGGGUCUUUCCACUUGAAUCCCGCCAGCCAGCAGCAGAAGCAACAGCAGCAACAACAGUGGCAGCAACAGUUUCCACAGCAGCCGCAGUACCAGCAGCAGCACCAGCAACGAGAGUGGCAGCAACAGUACACACAGCAGCAGCAGUUAGGGCCUUCCCCUGACAGUCAGGCACAUAUGGCUGUUACGCAGCAGGGAGAAAGGCGGCCGGGGGAUGCCAAGUUGGGGCUCAACGUGGCACAUGCAGAUGUGACUGAAGCGGGAGGAGUGACUAACGAAGGAAAGGGGGACACAGCUGGACCGAACUACACUGAGCCCGAGUCCCCAGGAUGGCCUAUGGAAUCUCAAGACGAGCCAAUGGAGUCUCCAGCUGCGCUGCUUGGAGAGUGGUCAGACUCCAAGACCAAGAUAGGAAGCUCUAUACCGACAGCGGUCAUGCCUUCGUCAUGGUUUGGUCGAGGAGGUCAUGCACGCCUGGGGAAAUGAGUGAUUCUGCUCUGGUAAGCCGCUGUUGCUGAGGAAAGCGAGUCAGUUGCCAUCAGAAUUUCAUCAAGCCACGAAAAAACACUAGAACGCGUGCAAAGCACUAAGCUUGUUUUCAAGUAGGUAAGAUGCUUCAUGCACACAUGCAUAUAGCUUAUUGUAGUUUGUAGUAUUAUAGGAAAGUUUUGUGAACCC